This is a messenger RNA of Symbiodinium pilosum, 380 nucleotides long. The record is from the annotation of a GenBank genome assembly. NCBI's taxonomy places the organism in Eukaryota, Dinophyceae, Suessiales, Symbiodiniaceae.
GCAACUAUGCCAGGGAGUUUGCCGAAAUCCAGAUCUUUUCGCCAGCUUCUGCUUUUGCCGACGCUCUCAUGACUUUCACACAUCCCAAGGCCGGACCGUUCUACGCGGUGACAGCCUUUGUGGUGCGACAGGGGCUCAGCUGGAUGAACCUCACAGUGACCCUGGAUGGCGGCUCUUUACAGUCGAUCACGAAGCUCGAUGCCCCGCUGGUGCUUUGCCCGCAGCACCGGUCUGUCCUCGACUUCGUGAUCAUUGGACUUACCUGUUUUCAGAUGCAGCCCCUUCUGCCAACACUGCAGCUUCCGCAGGUGGCGGCGGAUGCAGAGUUUUCUGGGCUGCCCUUCCUAGGCUGGGCUCUAUCAGGCCUGGGCGCCUUCUUU